Monoraphidium neglectum is the source of this 1767-nucleotide messenger RNA. RefSeq lists its product as hypothetical. The coding region runs from base 1 to 1767 and encodes 588 amino acids. Lineage: Eukaryota; Viridiplantae; Chlorophyta; Chlorophyceae; Sphaeropleales; Selenastraceae. Gene Ontology annotation, molecular function: calcium ion binding; arabinosyltransferase activity. The transcript has 10 exons. Gene Ontology annotation, biological process: cell wall pectin biosynthetic process. Gene Ontology annotation, cellular component: Golgi apparatus. The record is from RefSeq and is a predicted model, not a curated record.
AUGAAGCCCCUUUUUGCACCCUCGCGCCACGGCAUGCACUACCACUGGCACCCGCACUCCGCGCGCUGGCGGCGGCGCGCACUCCUCGUCAUUGGCGUCGCGGCCGCCCUCGUCGUCGCCGCCAAUUUCGCGCUCAUGGUGCCGCUGCUGCACCAACCGGAUGCCCUAGACAGCGGCGGGCCGGGCGGGCGCGCGCCGUCGCGCAACUUUCUGGAAUCUUUUGACGCCAACGGGGACGGCGUGCUGGAUGCCAGCGAGUUCCAACGCAUAGUGGCGGAGGCCUGCUCUUUGGACCUGGGGCGCCUUCCAUUCUGGCAGCGCGUGCGGAAGCUCCUCAACCCGCGCUUCAUCCUGCGCUCGCCCUGCGCGAGCGCCCAGAUACGCACCAGCCUCAGCGGGGCGGUCGACCCGCGCCCGCGCGGCGCGGCGGCGGCGGGCGCGGCGGGCGCGGCAGCGAGCGCGGCGACGAACGGGGAGGGCGGGGCUGACGGCGCCAAAGGGGCAGUAAGGCCGGACUCGGCGCAGCGCCGCGUGGCAGUGGAGAGCUGCCCAGAGCUGAGUGCGGCCCUGCUGCAGGGGGUGGCGGUGCGCAACUCCGUGCUGCUGGUGGCGGCGGACUGGGCGGCCUGGGACGUGUUUGGCGUCAAUUGGCUGGCGCACGUCCAGCGCGCCGGGAUCACUAAUUACUUGGUCGCGGCCCUCGACCAGAAAACUCGGGACUUUCUCGUGUCAAACAAGCUGGGGCACUGCACACCUUGGGGCGCGCCCCUGCCCGCGCAGGCGGAGCCCUUCAAGCACAGCAGCGACGCGCACAGGGCCGCGUCCUGGGCGCGCCUGGAGGUGGCGGCGGCUAUUGUUGACGCGGGCUAUGACGUCAUAGUGUCAGACCUGGAUGCCCUCUGGUUCAGGGACCCGGCGGCCUACCUGGCAGAGCACGUGCCUGCGGCUGCUGAUCUGGUUGUGGCCUCCGAUGAGGUUGCAUCCUCCAACGCGGCCGGCGAUGCUGGCCUGGAGGCGGGCCCAGCAGCGACCCGCGCCGCUGCGUCGGGCGUAAUGUUCGUGCGCAGCAGCCCGGGCGGCAGUGCGGCGCUGAAGGCACUCCAGCAGCUGCGGCGCGCCCCGCCCCCUCCAUCCCCGGACGAGGAGCGCCGCGCGGAGUACGAGCAAGCCGCGGACGAGGGGGGCGACGGCGCGGACGGCAGCAGCAGCAGCGGCGCAAGCGGGGGCGCUUCUGGCGUGGGCGGCGGCGGCGACGGCCAGGCGCCGGCGGAGCCCCAGCAGCAGCCGGCAGCGGAGCAGGGGCAGGGGCAGGGGGCGCAGCUGCAGUUGCAGCAGCAGCAGCAGCAGCAGCAGCAGCAGCAGCAGCAGCAGCAGCAUAUUGCGGACGCACUCAGAUCGUGGCUGCGCGCGGGCACCCCGGCGCCCGCCGACGCCGCGGCCGGCGCCGACCCCGCGGACCCCCGAGCGCAGCGCCUGCUGCGCGUCCCGCUGGCCGCCUUGGCCGGCGCAGCGGAGGGCCGGCCUAGCGGCUGGCUCGGGCUCGGCUGGGGCGGCGGCGGCGGCAGCGGCGGCGCCGCGGCGCCGGGCGCGGUGAACGUGGGCGUGUUCUCGCCGGCCGUGGUAGAGAACGGCUACACGUCCUUCGUGUCACGCCUGCACGAGGCGCAGCAGCUGCCGCCCGCGUCUGCGCCGCUGGCGGUGCACUUCUCAUGGAGCGGCCGCAGCAAGGAGAGCCGGCUGCACAGGAUGCGCGAGGCCAAGUGCUGA